This is a messenger RNA of Oncorhynchus masou masou (cherry salmon), 2307 nucleotides long. Its product is annotated as carbohydrate sulfotransferase 3-like. NCBI's taxonomy places the organism in Eukaryota, Metazoa, Chordata, Actinopteri, Salmoniformes, Salmonidae. Gene Ontology annotation, cellular component: trans-Golgi network; Golgi membrane. The record is from RefSeq and is a predicted model, not a curated record. Gene Ontology annotation, biological process: N-acetylglucosamine metabolic process; carbohydrate metabolic process. Gene Ontology annotation, molecular function: N-acetylglucosamine 6-O-sulfotransferase activity; chondroitin 6-sulfotransferase activity.
CAACCUCUCCACAUGUGACUACAGUGUCCAUUUUUAGAGGAAGAGCGGCACACUCGGUCACGGUGUGUUCUUGCCCUUUCGUUGGGAUUAGAGAUGUAAAAUAAUAAUAACUCAACCGUUAAUGCGUUUUUUUUGUUUGUUUGUUAUGUAUAUCUUCACAAGUUUAUUUAAUCUCAUUAUUGAUCGGAUUUUUCCCCCUUUAUUUUUCGUGUGGACAUUUUGAGAAAAAUAGUUUUUUUAUUUCUAAACUUUUCUUUCUAAAAUGUCAAAGUUUGCUCGCGUGUUUUUGUAGUCCACCUUCGUCUAUGGAAUCAUCUUGGGGAUAUUAGAAAUAGCCUGACGGACAUGGAGGAGUUUAUCAACUUUUCCCACACAAGGUGCCUUUUGUUCGUGAAUCAGACAGCGUGCUUUUGGAAGACUAGACCAUGAGGGAACCCAUCGAGCGCACAACUGUCGAUUAGGCGACCGGUUGCUUGAGAGCGUCAAAAUAAAAUGAACGAUGCAGCCGUGUAUACGAUGGAAAAUACAACAACGAUCAACCGGAGGACUGUUUGAAUAGGCAGCGGGAGUCUGGAGAAGAGGAGAAGAUUGGCAGAAGCUAUUAAAGAAGACCUUCCGUGACAGCAGCAGAUCCCUGACACAGCUACAUCGCAGGAUGAGGAUGAAAUACACCAUCUCCCUUGUCUUCAUUGUGGCUCUGGUCAUCAUUGAGAAGGAAAACAACAUUAUCUCACGGGUUUCAGACAAGCUCACCCCAAAGCAGACCCCCCAGACACCCCUUCAGCCCAGUAACACUGCCUCAGCCUCAGCCCUGGGUCUCCUGAAGUUUAAUGGCUCCUCCUUCUCUACCCUGAGCAAGCUGGACCCUGUCUUCACCCUCAUGAAGAGACGCCUGGAGAACUACACCGAGCAGAGGUCAGAGGUCAUAGGGUCAGCAGGAAACAGAAAGCACAUCCUCCUAUUGGCCACCACGCGGACAGGCUCCUCCUUCGUGGGCGAGUUCUUCAACCAGCAGGGUGACAACAUGUUCUACCUGUUCGAGCCGCUGUGGCACGUGGAGAGGUCGCUGACAUUAGAGAGCGGCGGGACCAACGCCACAGCCGCUGCCCGGGCCUACCGGGAAGUCCUCCAGGGGCUCUUCCUGUGUGACUUCACCCCUCUGGAGAGCUUUAUUGACCCACUUCCUGAAGACCACGUCACCUCAGCCCUGUUCAGGAGAGAAUCUAGCAGCUCUCUCUGUGAGGAGUCCGUCUGUAGCCCGUUCGUUAAGAAAGUCUUUGAACGCUACCAUUGCCGGACCAGGAAGUGUGGUCCCCUCAACCUGACCAUGGCGUCCGAGUCAUGCCAGCAGAAGGAGCACAGGGCCAUUAAAUCCGUCCGGGUGCGCCAGCUGGAGACCCUGAGACCCCUCGCCGAGGACCCUCGUCUGGACAUCAAGUUCAUCCAGCUGGUGAGGGACCCCAGGGCGGUUCUGGCCUCCCGCAUGGUGGCCUUCUCCGCCAAGUACAACAACUGGAAGAAGUGGGCGGUGGACGGAGACGUGCCCAUUGACGACGACGAGGUGAGGAAGCUGAAAGGCAACUGCGACAACAUCAGGAUGUCUGCGGAGGUCGGCCUGAGGCAGCCGUCUUGGCUGAGGCGGAGGUACAUGCUAGUACGGUACGAGGAUAUCGCUAGAUUCCCUAUGAGGAAGGCAGCGGAGAUGUACAUGUUCACCGGGAUCCCGUUCACUCCUCAGGUGAAAGACUGGGUGUUAAAGAACACCCAGGCUUCCAAUGAAGCGAGUGGAGUGUAUUCAACACAGAAAAACUCCUCCGAGCAAGUCGAGAAAUGGAGGUUCAGCAUACCGUACAAACUAGCCCAGGUGGUGCAGAGGGUCUGUGGACCCACGAUGAAACUGUUUGGGUACAAGUUUGUGAACAGCGAGGCGAUGCUGACGGACAAGUCUAUCAGUUUGAUCGAAGAAAAGAUUUUCAUACAAAACUUUUCAUAGACAUUUUACGGUAACUCUGAACUCUGCUCAUCAGACAAAGUGGACCAACAGAUAUGAUUAUGAAGUGAUAGUUGUGAGGAUAUUUAUUGGGGACUGUACACGUAUACAACAGAGUAAUGUAUAAGACACUUUAUAGAUACAUAUUCAAUUAUAACAUGUUACACUCCAGGGUGUAGAAGGAAAUACACAUUUUUGUGUGUAAUAAAAAGGAACGAAUACAAAAACGAGUACUACCUUUUAACUUAUUACAGGGACAUUUAACAAAAGAAAACCCUUGGUACAUGAGUACUGCAUGGUAGAAACCCCUUGUUACA